UGGAUCUGGGGCCUGAGAACUCAAGCUCUGAGCUACUAUCCUGGGGCCCCAGAAGGAGGUGGCUGCUCUAAAGCUCCUGACUCAGCUGCAUGGGGAGAUGGGGGCCUCAGGGCUGACAGUGACCCCAGACUCCAUCAGGGCCUUUCUGAGUCAGGGCCGAAGGCCAAAAGGAAGGAUUGGUCGGCACAGGCUUCCCUGCUGUGGCACACCUGCCCGGGUCCAUAUGCCCAGACCCAGGGUCCUGAGUGUGGAUAGAGCUGACCAGUGGAUAGGUCAGCCCAUCUUUAGGCUGACCUUAGAGGACCUGGAAGGCUUGCCAGCCUGUAGGUGACAUGAGCUGGUAACUGUUGUUCCUACCCUAGCAGAGAGCAUUUCCAGGAUUGUGGUCCUGGCCAAGAGCAGCUCAACCAGGGGGCCCAAGGCCAGGCCAGACCCUGGCAUGCCUGCCUCCCCCACCCCCGGAGCCUUAUUACCCUGCCACCCCACCCCACCCUAGGCUCUCCAUCAUCCAAGACCAGUCUCAAGGCUGCUUAUGAGGGAUGAGCUGGGAAUGGGGGGGGGAGAGAGAAGGAAAUGUGUCAGGAACUGGAAGCAGGUAAGUGUGGGGGUUGAGAGCCUGAAUUGAGCUAGCCUGGUCCAAUCCGAGCUGUGGACCUCGGGCAUGUGACUGCUUAGCUUUUCUGCACCUGUUUCCUUGUGGGCUUGGUCAUAAUAAAUGGUCUCUACACAUAGGAUGGUUGUAUGAUUAAAUGAGUUAAUAUACAUAAAGCCCUUGGGCCAGAGCCUGCUCAGAGUGUUGUGUCAGUGUUGGCAAGAGUUGAGAUUAACCAUAGCCACCUUCCCAUUCAGGACUGCUGGGUGGAGGGCAGGCCCGGGGCUGGGCAGGGCUGGUUCUUUUGGUUCAGGCUUAGGGUUGGAGGAGUUGCUCCAGCCACCCCUUUGGCCCUUAUCUCCUCUAGGCUCAUUAGCCUGCAGCAGCGUGUCCCUGUCUCCCCACUUUGCAGGCAAAGGUACCUGGAACCUGCCUGCUCACCAUUCGUGUCCUGCAGGCCCGUGGGUUGCCCUCCAUGGACCUAGUGACCCCCUCUGACUGCUAUGUAACACUGUGGCUGCCCACGGCCUCUAGCCACAGGUUGCAGACACGCACAGUCAAGAACAGCAGCAACCCCAUCUGGAACCAGAGCUUUCACUUCCGCAUCCACAGUCAGCUCAAGAACAUUGUGCAGCUGCAAGUCUUUGACCAGGACUUCCUGACCAGUGAUGACCCCAUGUUGUCAGUGCUGUUCGAUGUGGGGACAUUGCAGGCCGGGGAGUUCCGCCGUGAGAGCUUCUCACUGAACCCUCAGGGUGAGGAGCAGCUGGAAGUUGAAUUUCGUCUGCAGAGCUUGACGGACUGUGCUGAGCACCUUGUCAGCAAUGGCAUCCUGGUGGCUCGGGAGCUCUGCUGCUUGCAUGUUCAGCUGGAGGAGGCAGAGGACCAGAAGGAGUCAAAGGGCAGAGUUCAGCUUGCGGUUCCUGGGUCCUUUGAGGGUCCACAGGAGGCUUCAGUGGGUGCUGGCUCUUUCUGCUUCCACUGCCCGGCCUGCUGGGAGCAAGAGCUGAAUGUUCACGUGCAGGAUGCCCCCCAAGAGCAACUGAAGGUGCCCCUGAGGGCCCUGCCCUUUGGCCAAGUGGUGAGGCUCGUCUUCCCCAUGUCCCAGGAGCCCCUGAUGAGGGUGAAGCUGAAUAAAGAACAAGGACCAAGGGAGCUGGCUGUGCGGCUUGGCUGCGGGCCCUGUGCCGAGGAGCAGGCCUUCCUGAGCAGGAGGAAGCAGGUGGUGGCCAGGGCCCUGACGCAGGCCCUGCAGCUGGACGGAGACCUGCGGGAGGACGAGAUCCCGGUGGUAGCUGUCAUGGCCACUGGUGGUGGGAUCCGGGCAAUGACUUCCUUGUAUGGGCAGCUGGCCGGCCUGAGGGAGCUAGGCCUCUUGGAUUGCAUCUCCUACAUCACAGGGGCCUCAGGCUCUACCUGGGCUUUGGCCAACCUCUACGAGGACGCAGAGUGGUCUCAGAAGGACCUGUCAGGGCCCACUGAGUCACUGAGGACCCAGGUGACCAAGAGCAAGCUGGGCGUGCUGGCCCCCAAGCAGCUGCGGCGCUACCAGCAGGAGCUGGCCGAGCGUGCUCGCCUGGGCUAUCCGACCUGCUUCACCAACCUGUGGGCCCUCAUCAAUGAGGCACUGCUGCAUGAUGAGCCCCAUCACCACAAACUCUCAGACCAGCGGGAGGCCCUGAGUCGUGGCCAGAACCCUCUGCCCAUCUACUGUGCCCUCAACACCAAGAGGCAGAACCUGACCACCUUUGAAUUUGGGGAGUGGUGCGAGUUCUCCCCCUACGAGGUCGGCUUUCCCAAGUACGGCGCCUUCAUCCCCUCUGAGCUCUUCGGCUCCGAGUUCUUCAUGGGGCGGCUGAUGAAGCAGCUUCCUGAGCCCCGUAUCUGCUUCCUGGAAGGUAUCUGGAGCAACCUAUACGCAGCCAACCUUGAGGACAGUUUAUACUGGGCCUCAGAGCCCAGCCAGUUCUGGGACCACUGGGCACAGGAUCGGGUUGGCUUGGAAAAGCAGCAAGUCCCCCUUCUGAAGAUAGAAGAGCCUCCCUCAGUGGCUGGCAGGAUAGCUGAGUUUUUCACUGACCUUCUGACACAGCGCCCACUUGCCCAGGCCACCCACAAUUUCCUUCGUGGCCUCCAGUUCCAUAAGGAUUAUUUCCAGAAUCCUUAUUUCUCCUCCUGGAAAGCUACCAAACUGGAUGGGCUCCCCAACCAGCUGACACCUGCAGAGCCCUACCUUUGCCUUCUGGAUGUUGGCUACCUUGUCAACACUAGCUGUCCACCCCUCCUGCGACCCACUCGGGAUGUGGACCUCAUCAUUUCGCUGGACUAUAACCUGGGUGGAGCCUUUCAGCAGCUGCAGCUCCUGGGCCGGUUCUGCCAGGAGCAGGGGAUUCCAUUCCCGCCCAUCUCGCCCAGCCCUGAGGAGGGGCACCAGCCGCAGGAGUGCCAUCUGUUCUUGGACCCCGACCACCCUGAAGCCCCUGCUGUGCUGCACUUCCCCCUGUGCCCUCACCCCACCAUGCCUGGGCUGCACUGUCCCCAACAGGGGUCCGGCGCACAGCUGAGGAGGCGGCGGCUGGUGAGGUGAACCUGUCUUCAACCGACUCCCCGUACCACUACUCGAAGAUGACCUACAGCCAGGAGGACGUGGACAAGCUGCUCCACCUGACACAUUACAAUAUCUCCAACAACCGGGAGCAGCUGCUGGUGGCCCUGCGUGAGGCCGUGCAGCGGCGGAGGCAGCGUGGGCAGCACCAGCCGGAGUGAGGGUGCAGCAGGGGACGGUGCCCUGGCCUCGGCUCCCACCCAGCCCCCAUGGCCCUGGCUCUUUUUUCAGGCUCACUCCCAGUCUGCCUGGCUGCUCUGGUUGAGUUGGGGUGGAGAACUGUAGGGCCCUGAGGGAUGUAGUCUCUCUGUACACACCCCCUAUGUGACCCUGAAGCCACCAGCAGCCCUGCUACAGACACCCCCAGGUAGGCCCUCCGCAGGCCAGGAGGGAGGCGCUGUCUCACUGGCUACCAGCUGCAGGGCUUACUGGGGCCUGGCCUGUGUUGCUGGCUGGGGAGGGCUUCCUCUUCGAGUAAGGAGAGGAUUCAGGGGUUCUGUGGCAGCCAGGGGCAGAGAUGGGGUUAGCCCAGAGCACUGUUGGCUGUAUUUACGUACGCUCUCAGAGCUCAGUGAUUUCUUUCCUUGCUACCUUGAGUAACUACUUUAUAUAUUACAGAGUCACAUACAAACGUGUGGUGCUGA
Messenger RNA from Manis javanica (Malayan pangolin), 3841 nucleotides. Lineage: Eukaryota; Metazoa; Chordata; Mammalia; Pholidota; Manidae. The record is from RefSeq and is a predicted model, not a curated record.